UAUUUAUAUCAUUCAGCCGGGCCAACCAAAGACCCCCUCUCUCCCCCUUUAUUUUUUGCUUCUGGAUCUCUCUCUCUCAUUUGCUUGUUAAUUCGUUUUGGGAAUGUUCUGGAAAUUCUAAAAUAAGGGAUUAAGCUUCCCGAAACCUCUAGAAGAGAAGGAGGAGGAAUAAGUGAGGUAUAACAAAAGGAAACGUUAGGCCAAACAGUUACUAGAGGACAAGCAGACCAACAUGGCGCUCCUAUGCUACAACAAAGGUUGCGGAGAGAAGUUUGAUGCAGAGAAGAACAAAGAUGAUGCCUGUCUACAUCAUCCAGGUGUUCCCAUCUUCCAUGAUGCCCUCAAGGGUUGGUCUUGUUGUAAGAAGAGAACCACAGACUUCUCUGAGUUUCUCGCUAUUAAGGGCUGUACCCGUGGACGUCAUAGCAACGAAAAGCCCCAGGAGCCUUUGCAGCCGGCUGUAACAACAGACAAGAACGGUGUAAAAAGCAACCGGGAAGAAAUAAUUUACCAGGGGCCCAAAUCUGCUGAGGCAAUGCAGAAAGAGAGACCAAGUUCAGACGAGGAGAAGACCAAGCUGGAACUGAAGGUGUCCCCCUCUCUGAUCCAGAUCCUGGAGAAGCUAGACAUCACCAGCAAGGAAGAACUGAAGAAGAAAGAGAGUGCAGUUGUCAUGCAGGGAACGCGAUGCAAGAACACAGGAUGCAAAAUACAAUACCAGGGGCCAGAGACCAACCUGGAGACAUGUAGGCAUCAUCCUGGAGCCCCAGUCUUCCAUGAAGGGUAUAAGUACUGGAGCUGCUGUUGUGUGAAAACAACAGACUUCAAUGCUUUCCUGGACCAGAAGGGUUGUACUGAAGGCAAACAUCGCUGGGUCCAAAAAUUGAACAACAAAAAAGUAGCGUGUAGGCACGACUGGUACCAGACAGCCAGCAAGGUUUUCGUGACCAUCUAUGCCAAGAACUCCAUACCCGAACUGUCCUACGUUGAGGCUAACCGCACUGUGCUGACCUGCCACAUCCAGUUUGAAGACAACAAGAUUUUCCAUAAGGACUUCCAUCUGUGGGGAGUAGCGGAUGUAGCUAACAGUGUGGUCAACAUGGUGCCUACUAAAGUGGAGGUGUCACUGCACAAGUCAGAUGCUGUGGCCUGGGGAAAACUAGAGGACCCCAAGUUCAAACCUGAAGCAGAACCCCAAGAAGAGGACCUUGAUUACACUGAUGAGGCCGACGACCCCAGUCAGUGGGACAGGGACAUAGAUGAUGAUGACAUCAGUGACUCGGACGAGGAGUGGGAGAAAGCGCAGGUUGUCCAGAACCCUCCAGUGGAUGAGGAUAUGCCUGUGUUGGAAACAUAAAUUUGAUUGGUUGUCCUUUUCUGUUAAGGGGACUGUCUGAUGGGCAGUGACAUUGUUGAUUUCUUAAGUCAAGGGAAAUGUUUUGGCUGGAAGAUUCAUGUAUUUUUGGUUAAUGUAGCAGAUACAAAUCUCAGUAAUUUAAGAUUAGUUUUCUUCUUUUCCCUUCCAGUAAUGGUGUCCAUAUUGGGACACUGUCAGGCAUCAGACCUUUUAUUUGGGUUAGAAUAAAUGUGCCAAUAUGGCCACUGCACUCUGGUUUCAUUGUAUUGAAAUAAAGGCCUAUUGUUUUGAAUA
Esox lucius (northern pike) is the source of this 1651-nucleotide messenger RNA. RefSeq names its product cysteine and histidine-rich domain-containing protein 1. The coding region runs from base 233 to 1357 and encodes 374 amino acids. The record is from RefSeq and is a predicted model, not a curated record. NCBI's taxonomy places the organism in Eukaryota, Metazoa, Chordata, Actinopteri, Esociformes, Esocidae. The transcript is spliced from 12 exons.